Eucalyptus grandis is the source of this 1196-nucleotide messenger RNA. Its product is annotated as FCS-Like Zinc finger 2. NCBI's taxonomy places the organism in Eukaryota, Viridiplantae, Streptophyta, Magnoliopsida, Myrtales, Myrtaceae. The record is from RefSeq and is a predicted model, not a curated record. The transcript has 2 exons. Bases 226 to 699 code for a protein of 157 amino acids.
UUUCAGCCAAUUGAUUCGCUCUGCUCCCGUCUCUCCAAACCUGCCGUUGUUUUCCACCCUUCCCAAACCCCUCUGCACCAAUUCUUUAUAACCACUCCUCCUGCGCCUGCUCUUCCCCAUCUCUCUCUCUGUACCUCUGCCUCCAUCUCUCUCUCUCUCUCUCUCUCAAGGCUGCUACUGCAACUCCAAAUUUGCUCGAACGAACUGGCUCUAAGACGACCACCCAUGGACUCCGCGGCCGCCAGGCGACCCUGUUUCAUCGAGGAGGACGACGGGCUGGCCUCCCUGGCCGACAUGGAGGCCGGGGUGUCCGGGAAGCAGUGCCACGCGUUCGUGUCUCGGCGGCCCCUCUGCUCCGCCCGGAGCGGGUUCCGGAACGUGUUGUCGUCCCCCAGGUCGUCCUCGAGGUUUUACGACGCCAGAUCCGAGGACCACCAGCCCCAUUUCUUGGAUUCCUGUUCUCUCUGCAAGAAACCGCUCAUGAGCAACAGGGACAUCUUCAUGUACAGAGGGGACACACCAUUUUGCAGUGUAGACUGCAGGCAAGAGCAAAUAGAGAUGGACGAGGCCAAGGAGAAGAACUGGAACCUCUCUUCCUCCAUGAAAGCUCUGAGGAAGAAGAAGGAGCAGAGGAAAUCGACCUCUCCCACCAAAGCUCAGGACUACUCUUUCCAUGCGGGCACUGUCGCAGCCGCUUAGAAAUCGAGGCGCCACUUUUUUGGCUCGCUUAAUUAUCACAUAAGUAUAUAAUAUGAACACAAAACUAUUUCACAUAAACCAACUCAUGUGGAACAAAGACGAAGAUCUUUGGUUCUUGGACGUGGCUGACGGAGCAGAAGGGCCAAGGAGAGUAUUAACAGGCGGAGGAGAUGGACGACGACGACGAAGACGACCCAACAAAGCAGCACAGAGAAGGAAAUCGGAGAGAGACGAGAAUAGAGAAAAAGGACCCAUUUUGAUGUUUUUGUUUUCUCGAUUGCGGGUGUAUAAGUCUUAAGGGGAUGGAUGUGAUAUACAGAGGUUGAGGUUGAGGGUGAGGUUGAGGUUGUGGUUGUGUUCUGGGAAUGUGCUCAAUGAGAUGGCUCUGGUUUUGGCUUUUUUCGAUUUCUUUUUUUUUUUCUUUUCCGGUUCUUGUGUAAUUUUGGCCCUACUUUACAAGAGAAAUGAAGAGGCUCCAGCUUUUAGCUAUCAGUUCA